CAGUCUAUGUGCUGUCUGCUUCUGGGGCUGUACAUAACAAGGAGGCAUAAGCGAUUUCUCUCAACACAACUUUUUUUCCAAACGUAAUUCACUUUACGCUGCUACCUGCUUGAGCUUGGUUAUGUAUAGCCAAGUUUGGCAGAGAGGGCAAAGGUCAACUCGAUUGUAUAAGGUGCUACAAUGUGCAAAGUUCCUUGACCAGAAUGAAUGUGGGUGUGGCGCACAGUGAGGUGAACCCAAACACUCGGGUGAUGAACAGUCGAGGGAUCUGGCUGACCUAUGCACUGGGUGUUGGAAUACUUCACAUUGUACUCUUGAGCAUACCCUUCUUCAGUGUGCCGGUGGUGUGGACUUUAACUAAUGUCAUACACAACUUUGGAAUGUAUGUUUUUAUGCACGCAGUCAAGGGAACGCCUUUUGAGACCCCUGACCAAGGAAAAGCCAGACUUCUCACACACUGGGAACAGCUCGACUAUGGCGUGCAGUUCACUUCAUCCAGAAAAUUCUUCACAAUCUCCCCAAUAAUUCUAUACUUCCUGACGAGUUUCUACACAAAGUACGACACAACACACUUCAUCAUAAACACUGCUUCACUUUUGAGUGUCCUGAUCCCGAAGCUGCCACAGCUACAUGGAGUGAGAAUUUUGGGCAUCAAUAAGUAUUAAGUUUGAUGUAAAUGCUGUGCCUCCUGCUGCAGAUGUGAAUUCCAGUAUAGUCUAUACCGCCGAUGUGUGAGUUGUGCAGUUUGUGUAAUUGUAACUGUCGUCAUCUAGAUCGACCAAGUUUAGGAUGAAAUGUUUUAGGUGUGUAGAUGACAGAAUGCCACAUACGUUAUUAAUUUAUGUCAAUAUUUAAUGGUGUUUUUUUAUAGCUCAUGGGCUGGCCCAGGCAUCAGUAAGGCUGAAGGUUGAGUUAAUUUAAUUUUUUCUCUGUCUUUAAUUCACAUGAUGCGAAAGUGUGACUCUGUUUCCAGCCACAAAGGUGUCCCAAAUGUAUUUUUCAAAGAUGUUUACUCUCUAAUGGUAGGAGCCUGUGGCUCAUUUUUUAAUGGGUGUCAGACUUCAUGCUGAGUAAUGAAUAAAGUCGUACUCUUAAUGUUCAUAAUUUGCUUGGUACAUGAAUCAUUUUGCAUUUGUAAAUUAAUUGAAACAGGGCAGUUGUUUGUCAUUGUACAGUUUGUGAAUGUUCUCUGUUUGAAAUAAAAGUCCUGUAUGUAAAAAUG
Betta splendens (Siamese fighting fish) is the source of this 1222-nucleotide messenger RNA. It is a transcript of the gene ormdl1, whose product is annotated as ORMDL sphingolipid biosynthesis regulator 1. Bases 204 to 665 code for a protein of 153 amino acids. The transcript has 5 exons. Gene Ontology annotation, biological process: negative regulation of ceramide biosynthetic process; intracellular sphingolipid homeostasis; ceramide metabolic process. NCBI's taxonomy places the organism in Eukaryota, Metazoa, Chordata, Actinopteri, Anabantiformes, Osphronemidae. Gene Ontology annotation, cellular component: endoplasmic reticulum membrane. The record is from RefSeq and is a predicted model, not a curated record.